AUGGUUUUGAAAAUCAAGAGACAAAGGGUAAACAGGGAGUCAGGAGUACUCGCAAUUAGCUCAAGUGGUGACUUAGCCACAAGUGUAGCCAUCUACCACUUGAGCAUUAAUAUUUACAAGAAUGUCCUGAAAGAGAAUACGGAGAGCAAGUCCAGAGCUUUCUUCAAGGUACUGAGUUCCUCUCCUGGUUCCUUGCUGUACUUUCAUGAGGCCUCCAGCAUCAGCGGGUAUUUGGUAUCGUACUACAAGGACAUCCUGAAAACGGACCGCAGAUUCCAGGCAUUUAUCAGACAGAAGUCCAACCACCCGCUCAUGAAGAAGAAGGGCAUUCCCGAGUGCAUCCUGUUCGUGACGCACCGAGUAACCAAAUACCCGCUGAUGCUGGAGGCGCUCAUGAAGUACAGCAAGGACCAGGAGGAGGAACUCAGUACCUUGAAGAAAGCUCUGGACUUGGUGAAGGUAAGAUUCGCUGAAAAAAUAAAAGUUAAGAAGUCUGAUUUCUUCUCAAGAAGUAGAAAACUCAAAUUCGAAGGUUCAGCGAUCUUAAGUCAACAAAAGGGCAAACCCAUUCUGGUGCAGGUUGUGGUGUUAUCAGAUUUAGUCUUCUUCCUUUUGGAAAAUAACCAGAAGUACUACUUUUUCUCGCCUGAUUCAAAGCAGGCUGGUGUUAUCCCAUUAGACAAGCUUAUAGUGAGAGAGAAGGCAGGGGAAGGAUCGCGUGCUAUCUACCUUAUCUACUCGAAGAAUACCGCAGAAAUGUUCGAGUUUGAAUGCCAACAUCCAAAAGAUAAGAAAAUAUGGUUGGAAUCUAUAAGAGAAGCCAUUGAUCAGUGUCCAGAUGAAGAGGACAUGGGCGAUAACUCCAGCGAGAAUUCCAAGUUGCAGGAAGCCAAUUCCGAAAAGAUCCGGGAAAUACUAGGUAUUCUGCAGCACAAAGACAAGGAUUUGGCAAGAAUAUGUGAAGACAAGAUGAAUGCAGUGACGGAAUUGCUAGAGUUGUUAGGCAAUGAUGAAUUCCCUCCUACUCCACAGUACCGAGCACUGCUUGAUGAGCACCAUUUAGAUCACAAUGCUGCUCGAGACUUGCAAAUAAAUUCACUCAUGGAAGCCCUAAGAUUAGUGAGUGGGGCUUGUGGCUGGGGUUCUAACCUCGCUCGUUCAGUGAGUUCUGUGGGAGAACACCAGAGUGACGCCUAUGUGUCGCCCAGCCUCCCCAAGAGAGCAGAAAACAUUUGGAGGAUUUGA
Molecule: messenger RNA, 1245 nt
Organism: Penaeus monodon (black tiger shrimp)
Lineage: Eukaryota; Metazoa; Arthropoda; Malacostraca; Decapoda; Penaeidae
Product: rho guanine nucleotide exchange factor 18-like
Exons: 10
Coding region: 1-1245 (414 amino acids)
Biological process (GO): regulation of Rho protein signal transduction
Molecular function (GO): guanyl-nucleotide exchange factor activity
Source: RefSeq, a predicted model, not a curated record